CACUCCUCCCACAGGAGGAAUACCUCCCCCUGCCCGUGCUCCUCCCCCAAUACACUGGAUGUGCCCCAGUCACCCGUCAUGCCACCCCACAGCAGGAGGGGGCGUCCUAGCUGUGCCAGCAUGAUCUCCAACUGGAAGUUGCUGCUGAGUAGCGAGACCCAGACGCAGAGCGAGACCAUCUUCAGCCGGCUGGCUAAGGAGUGCUGCGAGGAUGUGUUCGUGGACAAGACAGGUCUAGACGACGGAGACCAGAAGGUCAUCAUCAACAUCGCCGGGCUACGCUUCGAGACGCAGCUCAAAACCCUCGACCAGUUCCCUGAGACCCUUCUGGCGAACCCUACGAAGAGGAUGGACUACUUUGACCCCAUGAGGAAUGAGUAUUUCUUUGACAGGAACCGGCCCAGCUUCGAUGGCAUCCUGUACUACUACCAGUCAGGAGGAAAGAUCCGUCGGCCGGCCAACGUUCCGCUGGAUGUGUUUGCUGAUGAGAUCGUGUUCUAYGAGCUGGGGAGUGACGCCAUGGAGCAGUUCAGGGAGGACGAGGGCUUCRUCAAGGAAGUGGAGAUCCCUCUCCCGACCAAYGAGAUGUACCGGCAGUUCUGGCUGCUGUUCGAGUACCCCGAGAGUUCCAACGCGGCACGCGGCGUGGCGCUGGUCUCCGUGUUUGUCAUCGUUAUCUCCAUCAUCAUCUUCUGCCUGGAGACGCUACCGGAGUUCCGGGAUAACUCCCUGGACCCCGUCCUACCCACCACCGUCACGCAKCUGAUGCCUUUCAAUGGGAACCUAUCGUUGGGCGGCCAUGGGUCCUUGUUCCCGCCCUCGCCCACACCCAAAACCAUCACCUCCACAUUCUCCGACCCGUUCUUCAUCAUCGAGACGGCCUGCAUCGUCUGGUUCUUCUUCGAGCUGGUGGUGCGCUUCGUGGUCUGUCCCUCCAAGAGCAACUUCUUCCACAACCUCAUGAACAUCAUCGACAUUGUCUCCAUCAUCCCGUACUUCGUCACCUUGGUAACGGAGCUGGUCACCACCCCGGACCAGAACUCCAGCCAGAACAUGUCCCUGGCCAUCCUUCGUAUCAUCCGUCUAGUCAGGGUGUUCAGGAUCUUCAAGCUGUCUAGACACUCCAAGGGGCUCCAGAUCCUGGGCCAGACCCUGAAGGCCAGCAUGCGGGAGCUUGGCCUCCUCAUAUUCUUCCUCUUCAUCGGAGUCAUCCUCUUCUCUAGUGCCAUCUACUUUGCUGAAGUGGACGAGCCCAGCACCCAGUUCGUCAGCAUCCCUGACGGCUUCUGGUGGGCCGUGGUCACCAUGACUACGGUGGGCUACGGCGACAUGUGCCCGAUCACCAUGGGCGGUAAGAUGGUGGGGACGCUGUGCGCCAUCGCCGGCGUGCUGACCAUCGCCCUACCCGUCCCCGUCAUCGUGUCCAACUUCAACUACUUCUACCACCGGGAGACGGAGGCGGAGGACAAGCAGCCGUUGGCGGAUGCAGCAGAGCUGGCCAUGAAGGCCUCAGGAGAGAGUAAACAUGGGAGUAGCAGCUCUCUGAACAAGACCAACGGGACCUGGCAGGGUGACAAGUUCACUGGCCUCUGAGAUUUACAGAGACUGACCGGUCCACUGUAGAAGAGACAAUGUGUGACAGAGAGACACAGAUAGACUGACCUGUCCAUUGUCUGGGGCAGAGAGCUGUAGACUGACCUGCCCACUGUCUGGGGCAGAUAGAUAUAGACUGACCUGCCCACUGUCUGGGGCAGAUAGAUAUAUUCUGACCUGUCCACUAUGGAAGAUUGAGACAGAGAAAGGCAGAGGGACA
Molecule: messenger RNA, 1813 nt
Organism: Salvelinus sp. IW2-2015
Lineage: Eukaryota; Metazoa; Chordata; Actinopteri; Salmoniformes; Salmonidae
Gene: kcna10a
Product: potassium voltage-gated channel, shaker-related subfamily, member 10a
Biological process (GO): protein homooligomerization; potassium ion transmembrane transport
Cellular component (GO): membrane; voltage-gated potassium channel complex
Molecular function (GO): delayed rectifier potassium channel activity; protein binding
Source: RefSeq, a predicted model, not a curated record